Messenger RNA from Apodemus sylvaticus (European woodmouse), 2568 nucleotides. RefSeq names its product golgi reassembly stacking protein 1 (gene Gorasp1). The transcript is spliced from 9 exons. The record is from RefSeq and is a predicted model, not a curated record. Gene Ontology annotation, cellular component: Golgi apparatus. Bases 38 to 1381 code for a protein of 447 amino acids. Lineage: Eukaryota; Metazoa; Chordata; Mammalia; Rodentia; Muridae. Gene Ontology annotation, molecular function: protein binding. Gene Ontology annotation, biological process: Golgi organization.
ACGUGACCCGGCCACGCAGCAGAGGGAGAGGGCAGCCAUGGGGCUAGGGGCAAGCAGCGAGCAGCCGGCGGGCGGCGAGGGCUUCCAUCUGCACGGGGUACAGGAGAACUCGCCGGCGCAGCAGGCCGGCCUGGAGCCCUACUUCGACUUCAUCAUCACCAUCGGGCACUCGAGGCUGAACAAGGAGAACGACACUCUGAAGGCACUCCUGAAGGCCAACGUGGAGAAACCGGUGAAGCUUGAGGUAUUCAACAUGAAGACCAUGAAGGUUCGCGAGGUGGAGGUGGUGCCCAGCAACAUGUGGGGUGGCCAGGGCCUGCUGGGAGCCAGCGUGCGCUUCUGCAGCUUCCGCAGGGCCAGCGAGCACGUUUGGCACGUGCUGGAUGUGGAGCCCUCUUCACCAGCUGCCUUGGCCGGCCUGUGCCCGUACACAGACUACAUAGUUGGCUCCGACCAGAUUCUCCAGGAGUCGGAAGACUUCUUUACUCUCAUUGAGGCCCAUGAGGGGAAGCCGCUGAAGCUGAUGGUGUAUAACUCUGAGUCCGACUCCUGCCGGGAGGUGACUGUGACUCCCAAUGCAGCCUGGGGUGGAGAGGGCAGUCUGGGGUGUGGCAUUGGUUACGGGUACCUGCACCGGAUCCCAACGCAGCCCUCAAGCCAGCACAAGAAGCCACCUGGCGGCUCCUCCCCACCUGGCACUCCAGCUAAGACCCCACCGCUUAGUGCCUUUCCUCUUGCUGCCCCACCACCAUGGCCCAUCCCUCAGGACUCUUCUGGCCCAGAGUUGGGUUCCAGGCAGAGUGACUACAUGGAGGCCCUACCACAGGUCCCCGGUAGCUUUGUGGAAGGACAGCUCCUUGGCUCUGGGAGUCCUGGCCAGGGUGCUGCUGACUGUGGGGGACGCCUGCAUGCCGUGGAGAUCCCGCUUCAACCCCCACCUCCAGUGCAGCGGGUCAUGGACCCAGGUUUCCUGGAUGUGUCAGGCAUGUCUCUCCUGGACAGCAGCAAUACAAGCGUGUGCCCCAGCCUGUCAUCUUCCACAGUGCUGACCUCCACAGCUGUUUCAGCCUCAGGACCAGAGGACAUUGGUUCCAGCAGCAGUUCUCAUGAGCGGGGCGGUGAAGCCACGUGGUCAGGAUCAGAGUUUGAGAUCUCUUUCCCAGACAGCCCAGGCGCCCAGGCCCAGGCGGACCAUCUGCCCCAGCUGACUCUCCCCGAUGGCCUCACAUCUGCGGCCUCACCUGAAGAAGGGCUGUCUGCAGAGCUGCUGGAAGCACAGACUGAGGAGCCAGCAGACACGGCCAGCCUGGACUGUAGGGCAGAGACUGAGGGGAGAGCCAGCCAAGCCCAGGCUACCCCAGACCCUGAGCCUGGGCUGUGAGAACACCCCUGGUGAUAUUUGGUGUGGCUUAGCUGUAGUUCUCUAGGCUGCAGCCUCUAGUGAGGCACGGGCUUUGCUAGAGUACAGACAUGGUCCUGGAUUGAAGGGAGCCUCUGUAGAGGCAGGAGACGGAAUUGAGACUGUCAGUGAAGCAUUGACACCUCAUGGGGAAGGAGGGAGGCAGCAGGCCCCAACACGAUAUCCAUGUGAAGGUGGGGUGAGGGACAAGAGGCUGUGUCCACAGCAGCCACACCUGGACGGAGGAGGACCCCGAGUCCAAAUGCCCUUCCUCACUCUGAUCCUUACACUGGAUGAGAGGUAGUAUACUUGGCCACUUUAUGUCUAGGAUGGGAAAUUCUAGGCCCGUCAGAGGGAUCUACCUCUGCUAGCUGUACACUAGCCCCCGGGAAGGUGCCAGGGAGCAUACCCUCCAGUUUUUGUAUCCUGUGAUCUCUCCUUUCGGCCUUCACACGCAGACAACAGGCUCUGAGUACACAGGUACAGCUGGCUCUGGUAGACAGGUCAAACUACGCUUACCGUCACACCCUGGUUUCUUCCCCUGGAGAGAUGGAUGAGAGUUGGUAAAGUUCCCUCCCAUCUGUCCUCAGUGUAAGGGAAAGGUGCCUUUAGAGGCUCAGGCUCUGAGAGGACAUCUGCGCUGCUGCCUUGCUACAGAUGGCGCCAGGCAUGGCCCCCGCAGCUCCAGCCCCAUGGUCUUUGCUAGUCAUAUGCAAUAUGCUGUCUUUGGUCUUGUUUUUCAGCCUCUUUGUCCCAGACCAUGAACUGUCGGUUCAGGGCUCUUGGGCUGUUAAGCCAAGGACUCUGUAACAGGAAGCAUAGGCCAAAUAGUACAGUGGGCAAAUGCAACCCAGCACUAGGAAUACAUUUACAGCCAGGCCUGUCACCCUCCCCCCAGUCCACCCCCCCACAGUGCCACCAAGAGGCCUGCAGCGGUACAACAUGGCUUCCCACGGGGCUGCUCUGGGGCCAGCUCAAUUUAGUUCUGUCGUUAGGCAUUCUGAUACCCGGAUGCCCUCAUUGGAAGGGUCUGCUCCCCAGGACCCCAUAAGUGGGGUGAGACGGAUGUUGAUGCUAUUCAAGUAUGAACCCCCCAGAUGUUCCUUUCCCUGUAAUCUUCUAUGGGGAAAGUGACAAGUAAAAAAAAUAAACAUGUCUGGCACAAUGAA